Messenger RNA from Amoebophrya sp. A120, 1920 nucleotides. NCBI's taxonomy places the organism in Eukaryota, Dinophyceae, Syndiniales, Amoebophryaceae. The record is from the annotation of a GenBank genome assembly.
GUGCACGGUCUUCUUGCAAGUGUUAGAGCAUCUUCUGCGCAGGUGCUGGUGACAACGAGCCAGCUACUGCUCACAGCGAAGGUUCGGCCAAAGUGCUGCUGUCCGACGGUUCUUGCAGCUUUUUCUAAAAUUCAUACAUGGAGCAUGGACAUGCAGCCCAAUUGAGUUAUUGAGCGUGGGGUUGAUCAUUUUCAUUUUUCUGAGAGUGACGCGGUCCACUUAUUUUUCAAGGAGCAACGAAAAUGGCCACCUUGCAUCUGCGUUCGUUUUUUGCAUGGUCUGCGUCGUUGCUUAGCUGGUGGCCGAUACUAGACGCUUCUUCAGGACCGAAGCUUGUGGUUGGGUUUCCUUCUUCACUCGGAACGAUUUUGCCCCCGCUGGUACGCUCCGAUAUUAUUCCAACACGCGAUCUGGUUGAUGGGCACCGCAUUCCCUUGACGGGGAUCGGCAUGUGCUGCCGGGAGACUGCGCGCGGCGACCCAGCAACGCAAAGCAUUGUCGAAUAUCUCGAGCUUGGCGGGCGUCACAUCGAUACUGCGGUGCUGUACCAGAAUCAUGAAGAAAUAGGCCGAGGCAUGCAGCAGUGGAUGCAAAGCAAACUGGACGAACCCGGCGGUGGAGCAGGUGUUGAGCAAAAUCAGGAGCUCGUGAAAAAUCUUCGCCGGCAGCUUUUUUUGACCAGCAAGAUUUGGUCCGACAAGUUCGGAUACGAAAACACCUACCGCACCGUGAAAAAAUCGCUGCUGGAGCUGCAGACCGAGUAUUUGGAUCUGGUGCUGCUGCACGUGUCGGGUGAACAGGGCUUCAAUGGCGACAAGGACCCCUCUUGCGUGGACAUCGCCUCCGACGGCCGACCGGACUGGGAAUUAUGCCGGCACGCAAGCUGGGCCGCACUAGAAGUGCUGAAGGACGAAGGAUUCAUUCGGUACGCUGUUGCUUGGCUCGCCAAAAUGUUAAUUUGCAACAUAGUUGAUUUGCUUUAGCUGGAAGAUGAACAAGAUCUUGAUAUGUCUGCGCCGAGCACACCAGCGCAGGCACCGGCCGAGCAUAUGUAGCUUUUUCGGCAUAUUCUUGCAAUCGUAGUUCCAACAGCACCAACUCUCGCCCUUGAUUUUCAGGUCGAUCGGCGUCUCCAACUGGGACGUGCCCAAAAUCGAGCGUUUGCACCGACAUUCGAAGCACCGGGUGGCGGUGAACCAGCUGGAAUUGCAUCCGUGGUACCCCCAGCGCGAGAUGUUGGAUUUUGCGAACCAGCAGAAGAUUGUGCUAACGGCCUACGGGUCCAUGGGAAGCACGCGGCUGUCGAAGCAGAUCGUGACGCAGCACGUGUUCCAGCAGUUGGCCGAGCAAGUGGGACGCAACAUCACGUCGGGACAAAUUCUGCUCCGCUGGGCCGUGCAAAAGGGAGUGGUGGUGAUCCCGGGGACGGCGAACCCGAAGCACAUGCAGGAGAACCUAGACCUGUUCUCCUUCUCCCUGUCCGACGACCAAAUGGCUUUUCUGGACUCCAUCGCGGACACAAACGAGGCGAUGCACCUUUACAACCACAGGCCAGAUCUCAUCCUGUGAUCCAGUGUUUGCGCUUCCUCUAUUAAAUCUAAUCGUGCUUCGUGGUAGGCGAAAAAAUGCAAGUAAGUAGGCAUUUUCUGCCAUCUGCCUCUUCAUAUCUUCAACAUACAGUUACAGGUACAUGCACAGUAAAAAAUGCGUGAGUAAAUAACAAGGAAACAACAACAAUAUGUGAUCCAAGUAGAACAAGAAACAAAAAUCUCGGAGGAGGUGUGAUAAUUAAUGAUUACCAAUGCCCAGGCGCAAGCGGAUGUCUGGACGAGAUGUUCAUUUUUGAGGCGCCUGUGACAGUUCCCCGCCUGCGCACUGUCUCUUAGAAAUCCGCAUUUUGCAUUGCAACGGGAACCCCCG